GGUCUGCGGAGGCGCAGACGGUACUACGAUAGAGGGUUGAGUACACUCUGUCGGGUUCUGCGAUACCUUAACUCCUGUAGCAAGAGAGGCAAACCGCGACGGGGAUGUCAGAAAGCCGACUACUGAGGAGGGCGCAGAUGUACACUGCACCGUGGCUAGGAGGCGUCGGGGGGGGACUGAGCACGACGUUGGCGGGAAAGGUCAGCGUAGUGGCGGUCGAGGUCGGCGGUGUAAAGGCACCGCGAGGAGGUAUGACCGUCCUGGCGGCAUCGCAAACACCCACACCGGCCCAAAAUAGCCGCGCGCACGCUCCUCAACGGAAAGGACACCGAGAGGAGGGACAAAGCCCUGAGGGAGAUCCUGCCGAGGACCUCGGGGGGCGACGCGCCAGCGUGACCGGGGCGGCUGCGUGCCCGGGAGAGGGCGGAGAGGAUGAGCUGGAGGCGCUCGGCCAUAGGGAGAGUAGAGUCCUUCAAGUGGUAGUGAACGAGCUCGCCGAGGUCGAGGUCGUCGCUUUGGUCGCCCUCGGGCGAAAGCGGGGCAACAACGUCCUGCUCACCAUACUCGAGCACGCUGAAGCGGCGCGAGAAGUGGCGGCCCUGCUGCGCAUAACGGCGGGGACGACCGUGGAAACGGGGACGGUGCUGGGAAGUGUCGUGAGAGGAGGAGGGGGUGUAACCAAUACGCUGAGGCUGGGAGGAGGAAGUGUGUUGAAGACGGGCCCUCAUCCGUUGAUGGUCCCUAGCGCCCUCGUAAGUCUGCAGGGCCGAUGUGAACUCGUACCGCCAUAACUCGGAGCGGUACUUAAGGGUAAGGUUGGCCAAGAAACGAUCGAUAAAGGCAGCCUUGGGAA
Chara braunii is the source of this 853-nucleotide messenger RNA. Lineage: Eukaryota; Viridiplantae; Streptophyta; Charophyceae; Charales; Characeae. The record is from the annotation of a GenBank genome assembly.